Messenger RNA from Gossypium raimondii (Peruvian cotton), 711 nucleotides. Its product is annotated as ubiquitin-40S ribosomal protein S27a. The record is from RefSeq and is a predicted model, not a curated record. Bases 88 to 558 code for a protein of 156 amino acids. Gene Ontology annotation, cellular component: nucleus; cytoplasm; ribosome. Gene Ontology annotation, molecular function: structural constituent of ribosome; ubiquitin protein ligase binding; protein tag activity. The transcript has a single exon. Gene Ontology annotation, biological process: modification-dependent protein catabolic process; protein ubiquitination; translation. Lineage: Eukaryota; Viridiplantae; Streptophyta; Magnoliopsida; Malvales; Malvaceae.
UUUCUCUCAUAAAGAAGCCCUAGCCGACACCUUCAAUAACCCAUUUUCCUCUGCUUCUUCAGCUGAGGCAAACCGUAGCCACUAAGAAUGCAGAUCUUCGUGAAAACCCUAACCGGGAAGACCAUAACCCUAGAGGUCGAGUCUUCCGACACAAUCGAUAAUGUCAAAGCCAAGAUCCAAGACAAAGAAGGCAUACCCCCGGACCAACAACGCCUCAUCUUCGCCGGUAAGCAACUCGAAGACGGCCGCACCUUAGCCGACUACAACAUCCAAAAGGAAUCCACUCUCCACCUUGUUCUCCGUCUCAGGGGUGGCGCCAAGAAGAGGAAGAAGAAGACCUACACCAAGCCUAAGAAGAUCAAGCACAAGAAGAAGAAGGUCAAGCUCGCCGUGCUCCAGUUCUACAAGGUCGAUGAAUCCGGCAAGGUUCAGAGGCUGAGGAAAGAGUGCCCCAAUGCUGAGUGUGGGGCUGGCACUUUCAUGGCUAACCAUUUUGAUAGGCACUAUUGCGGUAAGUGUGGACUUACUUAUGUUUACCAAAAAGCUGGUGGCGAUUGAGUUUCCACCUUUAGCUUGUCGAUCUUUUGUUAGUAUGAGAGACGGGAUUUUAAUUUCCAAUUAUCGUUCGACUCUUUAAUUUUUUAAUGUUACGAUACUUGGGAUAUGAUCAUCAAUUUUAGCUUUUCUGAAUCUAAGUAAGGGCAUUUUACA